Molecule: messenger RNA, 903 nt
Organism: Racocetra persica
Lineage: Eukaryota; Fungi; Glomeromycota; Glomeromycetes; Diversisporales; Gigasporaceae
Source: the annotation of a GenBank genome assembly
AUGUUCAUGAUAAAGUCUCUUGGAAAACUUAUUUGGGGCGAUCCAGACAAUCCUGAACUUAUUCAAAUAAGUGCAGGUGAGCUCUAUCUUGUUAGGCCAAAUAGUCCAAAAGGCAACAGAGAAUGCAUCUUUCGAGAAGCCCAAGCUAUUAUAAGGCGCACAGGUACUGAAUGGCAGUAUCAACUUGUUAUCGACAGAGUUUUUGAAGAAGGUGAAGAAGAACUAGUGUCAGAAGGUGAAUCUGACGAGGAAAGUCAAGGUGGUGAAGAAGAAAAGGUUUUCCUUAUUGAUGAAUCUCUUGAAUUUCGCAAAGGUCAAAUUGAGGGAUUGACCACAUUCGCAUGGAGGGAUUUAAUGGGUGACCCUGAUGAUUUAUUUGAAUUUGUUUGCGACGUGAAUACUACGGCGCAUACGGCCAAUGCUUUCGAAUACACUAUGUAUAGUUGCAUGUUUGAACGAAAAUACAGAAAAUCGCGUGAAGAGGCGACCGAACAAGAUCUCCAAAAUUUCAUUUAUGUACCGCUAGCAGAGAGAGACCAUUCAAAAGUUUCACAAUCUCCGAAACAUCACACAUCAACACCUUUAAAUGACUCACCAGUGUCGGCUAGUACGACACCUGUCAGGUCUGUUCGGUCUGAAACUUCACCAUCAUCCACCCCUACACGACAUACUGUUUCUUCCGAUUUUCCUGGUGCCUCAUUUGAAGUUGAAAACGCCAUAUCAGUGCCUGUUGAAUUGCAUGUGUUUGAUCCUACUUCAGGAACAUUUGUGUUAAUGUCGCAAAAUGCCACUGCCAGUAUAAAGAAAGGAAAAAAAUUUGAAUAUUGGCAUGUCGUUUCAGAUGAUAAAACAACACUUGUCGGCCAGCGGGUUGAACCAAAAAUGAAUCCAGUAUUUAAUCGG